CUGAAAAUUCUUCCGAAAUUAAACGGUUCAUUUGGCUUUCGGUAGCAUGUAUAUUUGAAUGUCUUUAUUUUAGAAAACUUAUUGGAUCGGGAAAGCCGUCAGUAGAACAUCCGACGUUUUCCAAAGAAGUGGUACUCCUUCCAGAUGCUGAAUGCCAGAAAGUGCCCAGAGCUGCAAUUAAAGCGUGGCUGUUCGAGUCUGGUCAUAUCAAAUCAGCGGUGGAAUUCAAAGUGUGUUGGGAUGAAGGCUGUUCGUGAAGCGUUCAAGCCAAAGCUUGAUACGUGCGGGCUUCAAAUUUUACUUGGAUGUCACAGCAAACUGGUGGUGCCAUCCUUGACGAGCCUCCAAACUUUAAAUGGCUUUGUGAUCAAAAAGAUAUUUCAUCAGAAGUCUAUCUAUAUAAGACCAGAUACAACACUGUUGACUUUUCCUGAGGCAUCUCCAUCAAAUUCUGAAGGAGAAAUAAUUGAGGAGCAGAAGAGUGAAAGAGAUUUUGAAUCUUUAGAAAAAAACAGAAGUGAUGCCAUUGAUGCAAUAAAAAUUCAUAGCACCGGAAAAGUACAAGAGCAAUCUACUAUGUCUCCUAAUCAAGGUGCAAUUUUUACUCCGCUUGCACAAAACUUUAAUGAGACAUCAGGGGAGAUUUACAGUGACUAUGUUAACCUUCUUGAAAAUGAAGAAUACUUGUCUGAAGAUUCCGAUAUUCAAGAAGCAAUUAGCAGAUCAUUGAUGGAAGAGACAUUUAAAAUCCAGCAAGAUACAUCAUUGUCUGUUGAACAAAUACUGAUGCCACUUACCACUGCAAUAAAUGAACAUGAAGUUACUCGGUUCAAUAUAAUGCGAAGAAAUGUUUGGGAUGGCACAGUGAGAGCAAUGAGUAGACCAAACUUUACUCCAAAAAAAAGAAUUGAUGUAAAAUUUACUGACGAUAUUGGCAUUUCUGAAGGAGCAGUAGACCUUGGUGGUCCAAAACGUGAAUAUUUUCGCUUAUGCCUGAAAUAUUUGAAAGAUUACAGUGGAAUGUUUGAGGGUGCUUCAGGGAGCAAACUUUUAAGUUGCAAUUCAGCAGCAUUAAAGGAAAAUUGCUAUUUUUUUGCGGGACAACUGAUAGCAAUGUCUGUUGUGCAUGGGGGGCAAUCACCAUGCUUUUUCUCCCCAAUUCUUUAUAAAUCCUUGGCCAAAGGUCCAGAAAAUACUGAAGCAGAAGUUGAGGAUAUUCUUGAUAUUGAUAUUCGUAAUCAACUUAUAGAGAUAAAAACAGCUACAUCAGACACACAAUUGCAAGUGGCUAUCAGUAGAGCAUCCUGCAUUUUAAGCCUUUCUGGGUGUUUCAAAAAAAUCACCUUGGAAAAUAAAGGAGCUGUUACCAAAGAUGUGGCACAUUGGUAUGUGUUACAGAGAACAAGAACUCCAUUUGAAAGAUUUCAAGAAGGACUGCAGAGCCUUGGAGUUCUUUCAGCAUUGCAGCAGUUUCCACAGCAGCUUCAAUCCCUUUUUAUUAAAUUGGAGAAAAAAUUAACAGCUAUUGAAGUUGAACAACUUUUCAAGUUUCGUAUGUCAGAGGAAGGAAGCAACAGAUAUGAAGCUGAAUUACUUGUAGUGGGAUUUUGGAGAGACUAUCUGCAAGAUGCAGAAUUUUGUGUUGAUGCAGUGACACUGGAAGAAAUACUUAUUUUUGCAACAGGAAGUGAUUCAGUUCCUCCUCUUGGUUUCUUUCCUGAGCCAUCUUUGGAGUUCUUGCACUGCAAGUCAAAAUUCCCUUUGGCGAAUACCUGCGACUGCAUACUUAGGAUUCCUCUAACCAACAAUUAUACUAACUUUAAAAACAAUAUGAAUUUUGGCAUUAGAAAUUCCCCAGGGUUUGGAAAGGCUUAAUGAAAAUUAUGAUGUAUAUUUCAAACAUUACACAUUAAGCAAUAAAAAAAAUCUUUUGUGGUAUUUGUACACUUUUCAACAUCAGAAUGUUUCAUUUGC
Erpetoichthys calabaricus (reedfish) is the source of this 1974-nucleotide messenger RNA. Its product is annotated as G2/M phase-specific E3 ubiquitin-protein ligase-like. Lineage: Eukaryota; Metazoa; Chordata; Cladistia; Polypteriformes; Polypteridae. The coding region runs from base 145 to 1875 and encodes 576 amino acids. The record is from RefSeq and is a predicted model, not a curated record. Gene Ontology annotation, molecular function: ubiquitin-protein transferase activity. Gene Ontology annotation, cellular component: nucleus. The transcript is spliced from 10 exons.